Bombina bombina (fire-bellied toad) is the source of this 9143-nucleotide messenger RNA. RefSeq names its product neurofilament heavy chain (gene NEFH). NCBI's taxonomy places the organism in Eukaryota, Metazoa, Chordata, Amphibia, Anura, Bombinatoridae. Gene Ontology annotation, biological process: axon development. Gene Ontology annotation, molecular function: structural constituent of postsynaptic intermediate filament cytoskeleton. The coding region runs from base 257 to 3352 and encodes 1031 amino acids. The record is from RefSeq and is a predicted model, not a curated record. The transcript is spliced from 5 exons. Gene Ontology annotation, cellular component: neurofilament; axon.
CUGUGCAGACUCUGGACAGCUCCCUGCAGCUCUACAUCACUAUAUCCCUUUACCAAUCUUUAUCACUAAAUCAUCUAUCCUUUAUCCAUCUUCCACAUCCCUAAAUCUCUGUCAUUUCUCUCUCUUGCUCUAUCCCUGUAUCAAAUUCUUUCCAAUUUUCCCUAAAUCCCCACAUUUCACUGUCUAUUCCUGACAUUGCAUUUCUUGUUAUUUUUCUUACUACACUGCAAAUCCAUUCAUUUCCUUACACAUCACAAUGCUCAGCUACAACCUGGAACGUUCAAUGGGUCCUGUCACCUACCGCAGAUCUCCAGGGGAAUCUUAUCUUCGCUCCAGCUCUGUCUCCCUUGCUCACAGUGGAAGCAGCAGUUUUCAAUCCCAGAUCCGGAGCCGCCGUAGCAUCCCUUCAUACAGCGAAAGCCAAGAGCCUUCCAAUGGACCCCGAGAUGAGAAGGAGGCCUUACAAGGGUUGAAUGAGAGGUUUGCUGGGUACAUAGAUAAGGUACGUAGGCUAGAAGAACAGAACAGGAAUUUACAACAAGAGGCAGAAGCUCUGAAGAAACAGCAGGCCGGGUUCUCUGCCAUAGGGCAGCUAUAUGAAAGGGAAAUCCGAGAUAUGCGUAACCAGCUACUGAAGAUCAACUCUGAAAAUGGUCAAGAACAAUUAGAGAGGGACCGGUUGAGUGAGGACAUAGAACUUCUGAGAAUGAAGACCCAAGAAGAAGAGAGAGUAAGAGAUGAAGCACUUGCUGCUGAGAGGGCACUGAGACAGUACCUGCAGGAGUGUAGUCUGGAGAGAGAUCAAUUGGGUAGAAAGGUACAGGCUCUUCAGGAUGAAGUAACCCAGCUGUGUAAAGGCCACCAGGAGGAUGUAGAGGAUAUACUGAAGGAGAUACAAGGCAGCCAGUUUUCUGUACAGCAACAUGGAGAAGUACCGAGCAUGGAGCUAGCAUUGGCUCUGAAGGAUAUAAGGUCUCAGUUAGACAACCACAUCAAUAGAAACAACGUGCAAAACCAGGAGUUUUUUCAAGUGAAACUGAGCAAACUUAAUGAGGCCUCCCAUGUGAACACUCAGGCAAUUCGCUCUGCCAGCGAUGAGAUCACUUCCUACAGGCACCAGCUGCAGAACCAGGUCACCCAGCUGGAGGUUCUAAAGGGUUCACAACAAUCCCUGGAGAGACAGUGUAUGGAUAUGGAAGAUCGCCAUCAGGCUGAAAUGAAUUCCUAUCAGGAUACCCUGCAGCAACUGGAAAAUGAGCUCAGAAACACUAAGUGGGAAAUGGCUGCCCAGAUUCGAGAAUAUCAGGACCUACUGAAUGUAAAAAUGGCCCUGGAUAUUGAGAUUGCAGCCUAUAGAAAGUUACUGGAAGGUGAGGAAUGUCGAAUUGGGUCUGGUUUUGACUUUUUCCCAUUUGAAGAAAGGUCUCCAAAGAUCCCAAGUACACCAAAGCAUAUAAAAGUGAAAAAGGAAGAAAAGAUAAAGAUUGUUGAAAAGUCAGAUAAAGAAACUGUGAUUGUGGAAAAACAGACAGAAGAAACCCAUGUUACAGAAGAAGUGACAGAGGAAGUGACAGAAGAAGAAGAAAUUGUCGGCUCUCCUGAAGAUGAACAGGUAGAUGAAGGCAAGAAAACACCACAAGAACCUCCUGAGCUUCAAACUGAGACAGAGUCGGAAGAGGCUACAGAUGAAGAAGAGACUAUAAGCAAGGAAGACAGAGAAAAAAAGGAGACAGAAGACAAGGAGGCAUCUAAGGAAGCUAACAAAAAAGGAGAUACCGGCAAAAAGGAUCCUGAGCCAAAGGUGGAAGACAAGAUGCAAAACAAUGAAAAGGAAUCAACAAAGGAAGAUGAGAAGAGCAAACCAACAAAAACAGAUAAAAAGGAGGAGCCAGCUAAAAAAGAUGAAAAGAAGGAGCCAGUCAAAAAAGAAGAGAAGCCACAGCCAGUAAAGAAAGAGGAAAAAGAAGAAUCCAUUAAGAAGGAAGAUAAGGCUGCAAAGAAAGAAGACAAAAUAGAGUCAGCAAAGAAAGAGGAAAAGAAAGAUCCCGCUAAGAAAGAACCAGUUAAUGAGGAAGAAUCAAACAAAAAGGAUGAAAAGGAACCAGCUAAGAAAGUGGAGAAGAAGGAGUCUAAGGAAGAAAAUGAGCCAGUCACAAAAGAUGAAAAGAAGCCUGCCAAGAAGGAAGAAAAAAAAGAGCCCUCUAAAGAAGAGGCACCUGAGAAAAAGGAGUCAACUAAAUCACAAGAGAAGAAGGAACCAGCCAAGACUGAGGAGAAAGAGUCAGCUAAGGCAGAGAAGGAGUCAGCCAAGAAAGAGGAAAAGGAGCAAGUCAAAAAAGAGGAAAAAGAGCCAUAUAAAAAAGUAGAGAAAGACAAGGUAAAGAAAGAUGAGACUAAAGAGCCAGCAAAGAAAGAUGAGGAUGCCCCUAGGAAAGAAGAGAAAGAAGCCCCUAGGAAAGAAGAGAAAGAAGCCCCUAGGAAAGAGGAGAAAGAACCUACUAAGAAAGAAGAAAAGCCUGCUAUGAAAGAAGAGAAGCCAGUUAAGAAAGAAGAGAAAGAAGCUGCAGCUAAGAAAGAGGAGAAGAAAGAGCCUUCUAAGAAAGAUGAAAAUGAGCAAGCUAAGGAAACUGAAAAAGGUGAGACUGUUAAAAAAGAAGACAAGAAACCACCAGCCAAGAAGGUUGAAAUUCCUAAAAAAGAACAGGCACCCAAAGAGGAAAAGAAAGAGCCGUCCAAGGCAGAAGAAAAAACAGUAUCUGCAAAAGAAGACCAGAAAACCAUAAAAAAAGAAGAAAAAGAGUCUACAAAAAAAGAGGAAAAGGGAGAUGUAAUAAAUAAAGAGACUGAUAAGAAACAAGAAAAAGCAGAUACUGUAAAAAAGGAUGAAACGAAAGAAACUGUGAAAGAGAAAGAGGCUAUGGAGAAAAAAGAUGAAAAGUCAAAAGCAGCUAAGAAGGAAGAGAGUCCAAAAACAGAAGAGAAACAAAAAACCCUAGUAAAAGAAGAAAAAAAGGAGGCAGCCAAAGAAGAAAAGAAAGACCCAGCUGAUAAAGUGGAUGUGAAACCUACAAAGGAAGAGGAGAAAAAGGUAUCCAAAGCAGAAGAAAAAGAGAAAGAGCCACCUAAACAGAAAACAGAAGUACCAAAAAAAGAAAAAACACCCAAGGAUGAGAAAGUAAAGGAGGACAGUCUAAAAGUAGAACAAAAAUCUAAAGAAACAAAGGGAACCAAGAAGGAAAUUAUUAGUAGUACACAGGUUGUGAAGUCAAAGACAGAGAAAAUAGAGAAGUCUUCUAGUACAGAACAGGAUGUAAAUGAGUCCACUCAAGAAACAAAGAAGAGUGAGAAGUAAACAAGCCUUCUGGGCUAAACAAUCAGAGGGUUAAAGCCACCAAAGAGAUCACUCUAGGUCCCCAAUCUUACUCUGGAACUGUCAAUCACAGAGACUACUUUAAAAUGGUGAAACCUACUGUACUGCUAAACAGAAGGGACAAUGUGUUCAAUGCUGACUUGUGUGAUUGGGAGCAGCGGGUGCUCUCCAUCUCUCACAAGUAUAGUGGUUCAGAUAAAUUCUUAAGAAAACUCAACACUUAUGAGCUAGAAACAUAUGAAUACACUUGGGGGAUAUGUAUUUAGGGUAUCUGUGGUCACAAAAUGAGAUUAUAACAAUAUCACAUUGCAUCCCUUCACUUUAAUUGGCACAUUUAAGGCUCUGGUUAUUCCACUUGGGAUGAUGGUUUAUAUACAUAGGAUUGAGAAAUAACCAUAAUAGAAUCAAUUAUUGGAGAAAAAUUAAUAGAGCAUCUAGGAAUCAAUUAAGUGAAGAAUUAUCGCAAAUUAAAUGAUCAACUGGUACAUGAUGUUAACGAUCAAUUAAAAUUAAAUUGCUUGAGAUAAAUUUUAAUAUAUUUAUUUUGGCAGAAUUAAAGUAUCAAUUACAUUUAUCUCAGAAGGAUAAGGCCGAUUAUUGAGGAAAUAUAUGAAUAUUGUUCUAAUUAUUUAAUGUUGGGUGGAAAAUUAGGGACAGUUAGUUCAGACAAUUACAGGUCAAUUACUGAUGCACUCUGUGGUUGCUUAGUCAAGACAUUAUAAAAAGCCGUAAAAGAAAUACUUCCAGUAUUGCAAUUUAUACCCAAAUGUUUGAGGCAAUCCCUUAAAACAAAAAAGCUAAAUUUGUAAUCUAGGUUUUAAAAACCUAAACCAGCUAUUAGAUGUUCAGCUUUUACAGAUUAAUGAGUUUUCUGUUUGGCCUCCUUAAGGAUGUGUGUAAUUACACAAAAAAACAAGGAGGUAUUUAGUCUAAUUUUUAAUAUAAAUGUUAGUACAUGAUCAAGUGAAGGUGCUACAAGCAUUGCUAUUAUAAAGAGAACUCUAUAUUGACAAAGAGAUCAGGGUCCAUAUCCCUCUAGUGCCACUGUAUGGUUAGUAAUGUAACAGUAGAUUCACUCAUAAGAAUGGGUUAGACUAAAACUCAGAGCUUGAAAAUAACAAUUACUGCCCUUCCAGUAUAAGUGCAUUAUCAGGGUAAGGGGUUUGUGGGUUACACAUGCAAUAACAAUAUAUAUCACAGCUUUCAGGGUGAAAAUGAUGCUCAGCCAGCUGCAGAUUAUGUUCUUAACAUAUUAUUUAAUGUACAGAGAUAAAUUCAGGGAAAAGAAGCAGAUGGGUAUAUAAAGAGCCAUAUACACAGAGGUCAACUACAUUGUAUUUAGUAAUGCCCUUAGGUAUUAUUCCCAAUGGUUACUACAUUAUAUCAGGGUGGGGCAUAAAGAUCUCCUACAUUUUGAAGGGGUAUAAAAAAUUAACGAAGCUAUCUAAGAAAAAAAAGGUAUAUAUUUCUGAAAAGUACAUAAAAAUCAGUUGUGUUUUUAAUGGAUUUUAAAAAUCAUAUCAGACAAAUGGCGGCCUUACGUUGUUGAAGACGUUCCCGAAAGUUCUCCAUCACUCUCCGGGUCAUUUCAGGUGGCAUGGUGUUGAUUUUCUGUCUGAUCCUUUCCUUCAAAUCCUCAAGAGAUCGAGGACAAUGUUUGAAAACCUUUUCCUUUAGGUAUCCCCAAAGAAAAAAGUCACAUAGGCUUAAAUCUGGUGACCGUGCCGGCCACUUCACAUCUUCCCUUAAAAAAAUCAAAUGCCAAGGGAAAAUUUCCCUCAGCACUCCGAGUGAACGUCGUGCUGUGUGAGCUGUGGCCUGUCCUGUUGAAACCACACAUAUUGUUUAUACACAUUGUCCAGUUUGGGGCACAGAAAGAUCUCCAACAUUUCAACGUACCGGUCGGAGGUCACAGUUACUGUUGCACCACCUUCCUUAAAAAAGUACUGCCCGAACACACCAAAUUUGACAACUGCACACCAAACAGUUACACAAGAAGAGUGGAGCGGCCGUUCGUGGAGUUCAUGAGGAUUAUGUUCAGCCCAGUAGCAAUAAUUCUGCUUGUUUACAACUCUACUGAUAUGGAAGUGAGCCUUAUCACUAUUCAUAAGAACAGCUGCAGCGGGAACCUGUUCAAGAAUUUCCUCACUUAGGGCUCUGCGGUUGGCGUGAUCUCUCUCGCUUAAUUAUUGAGUCAACAUCAUUUUGUAAGGAUGCAGUUUUAUAUCAGCAUGCAGAAUCCUCCUUAAACUCCGACUUGAUAUCCCCAGUGCCAUGGCAUGCUUAUGAACAGAACGCCUUGGCAUUCUAACGGUCCUAGGUCUGCCAGGUUAUUUUCUUUUCAGUGUGGAUCCAGUUGCCCGAAUCGUGUUCCGAUCUGGUACAGAUGCAUUUCUACUGAGCACGAAGUGUGUACGGAACGCUAUCUGCGUUGCUAUCACGGAACGUUUUUUCUCGUAAUAUGCUUAAACAACAAAGCCCAGAUGUUCACCGGUCCAACUCAUGAUGGGUACUGAAAACGGUAAAGCCUAACCUAUCGAAUGAGACCAAUCCCACUUAUCUACCACCACUAAAGCCCACACAGUGCCUCUUCAAAAUGUGUGAGAUCUUUAUGCCCGACCCUGUAUUAAGUGAUAUUUUAAAUAUUUGACAUUUUAUGUUAGCUAAACUAAACUAAACUAAAACACACACACACCAAACAAUGCAUAUUGAAUGUACUGCUUCCAAUGGGGGUUAAGGAGAAUUGAAUUGGAAAAGAACAGUUGAAACCAACCAGGCACCUUAAAGGUACAUGAAACACAAUUUUUUUUCUUUCAUGAUUAAGAAAAAGCAUGCAAUUUUAAACAACUUUCUAAUUUACUUCUAUUAUUAUAAUUUGCUUCUUGAUAUUCAUUGCUGAAAAGCAUAUCUAGAUAGGCUCAGCAGAUGCUGAUUGGUGGCUGCACAUAGAUGCCUCGUGUGAUUGGCUUACCCAUGUGCAUUGCUAUUUCUUCAACAAAGGAUAUCUUAAAAGUGAAGUAAAUUAGAUAAUAGAAGUAAAUUGGAAUGUUGUUUAAAAUUGUAUUCUCUAUCUGAAUCAUGAAAGAAAAAUGUGGGGUUUAGUGUCCCUUUAAGUUAAUGCUACCUACAUAUGCAUUUUAAAUUUUGGCUUUUAAAAACAUUCGGCUAGAUUACGAGUUUUGCGGUAUGAGUGAAAAAGCAGCGUUAAGGCUCUUUUUCACUAGCGCUGGUAUUAUGAGUUUUGCAGGUUUAGCUGCACCGCACACUUUUUUGGCCGUAACGCAACGUAACUACCACAGCUUUCCAAAAGUCCUUUUUCAAUGGGACUUCCAUAGCGCCGGUAUUACGAGUUUGCCUGGGAGGCCAAAAAGUGAGCGGUACAGCCUAUACCGUCAAGAUCCAUACUGUAAACUGAAAGUCAGUAGUUAUGGGUUUUACGCUACAAAGCCGUAACAUAAAACUCAUAACUAAAGUGUUACAAGGUACAGUAACACCCAUAAACUACCUAUUAACCCCUAAACCGAGGCCCUCCCGCAUUGCAAGCACUAUAAUAAAAUGAUUAACCCCUAAUCUGCUGCUCCGGACAUCGCCGCCACUAUAAUAAACAUAUUAACCCCUAAACCACCGUACUCACGCAUCGCAAACACUAGUUAAAUAUUAUUAACCCCUAAUCUGCUGUCCCUAACAUCACCGCCACCUACCUACAUUUAUUAACCCCUAAUCUGCCGCCCCAACGUCGAUGCCACUAUACUAAAUUUAGCUGUGAAAUAAAAAUAAAACCUAAGCUAGAUACAAUGUAACUAUUAGUUAUAUUGUAGCUAGCUUAGGGUUUAUUUUAACCCCUUAAUGACCACAAUGUACCCUGUAUGUCACUGGUCGUUAAGGGUUUUUUCAGGACAUAAUAGCACAAGUCUAGCAAGAACACGCUAUUAAUGCCCUCCAGAAGGCUUUGUGGAAUAGAGCAGUCGCAACGCUGGUGGCAAAACCGCGCUUUAAAACAAUCAAGUCCCAAAAAAAGGCCAGCGACAUACAGGGUACGUCGCUGGUCCUUAAGGGGUUAAAGGUAAGUAUUUAGUUUUAAAUAGGAAUUAUUUAGUUAUUAAUAGUAGGUUUUAUUUAGAUUUAUUUUAAUUACAUUAAAGUUAGUGGGUGUUAGGGUUAGAGUUAGGGUGAGGUUUAGGGGUUAAUAAAUUUAGUAUAGUGGCGGUGACAUUGGGGGCGGCAGAUUAAGGGUUAAUAAGUGUAGGUAGGUGGCGGCGACAUUGGGGCAGCAGAUUAGGGGUCAAUAAGUGUAAUGUAGGUGGCGGCGACAUUGGGGCGGCAGAUUAGGGGUUGAUAAGUGUAGGUAGGUGGCGGCGACAUUGGGGGCAGCAGAUUAGGGGUUAAUAAAUGUAAUGUAGGUGGCGGCGACAUUGGGGCAGCAGAUUAGGGGUUAAUAAGUGUAAUUUAGGUGGCAGCGACAUUGGGGGCUGCAGAUUAGGAGUUAAUAAGUGUAGGUAGGUAGGUGGCGGCAACAUUGGGGGCAGCAGAUUAGGGGUUAAUAAGUGUAAUGUAGGUGGCGGCGACAUUGGGGGUGGCAGAUUAGGGGUUAAUAAGUGUAGGUAGGUGUCGGCGAUGUUGGGGGCGGCAGAUUAGGGGUUAAUAAGUAUAAUGUAGGUGUCAGCGAUGUCGGGGGCAGCAGAUUAGGGGUGUUUAGACUCAGAAUUUAUGUUAGGGUGUUAGGUGUAAACAUAACUUUUCUUUCCCCAUAGGAAUCAAUGGGGCUGCGUUACGGAGCUUUACGUUGCUUUAUUGCAGGUGUUAGGCUUUUUUUCAGCCGGCUCUCCCCAUUGAUGUCUAUGGGGAAAUCGUGCACGAGCACGUAAAACAAGCUCACCGCAGCGCUGGUAUUGGAGUGCGGUAUGGAGCUGAAUUUUGCUCUAUGCUCACUUCUUGCCUGCUAAUGCCGGGUUUAUGAUAACCUGUAAUACCAGUGCUGUAGGUAAGUGAGCGGUGACAAUAACUUGCAAGUUAGCACCGCGCCGCUCAUAACGCAAAACUCGUAAUCUAGCCGUAUGUCUUUAAGGAGAUUUGAACCUAAAAUAUUAUCAGGAGUAAGGGGGAAAAAAAGUAUGUUCUAUCAAUUUAGAUAUAUAUUGCUUGAAGUUAUAAUGCAAAAUAGUAAAUACAUCAAUAUGCUUUUUACAAACACUUUUUUGGAAAGAUGAAUCAAUAUAAUAAUUAUUAAUGUCAUACUUUAAAAGAAAUCCUGGGGGGGGGGGUCAUAAAAGAGACCAAUAGCUUAAUAGCAUAAUGAUGUUGAUGUAUCUGUUAAUCAUAAAAUUAUAAAGCUACAGAAAUAAAUAAAAAUGGUACAAAGCUAAAACAAAAAAUAAGUACUCCUGCUUAGAAGUACUGGUUCACCUUUGCAUUUUAUUGAAGAAGAAGAAAAAAGGAAAUGAGUACAAUUUAAGUGCUCUCCCUAGCAAUGAUAGUUACAUAAGGUUUUUAUUUUUAAAUGGUUAUACUAGUUUGUUUUUUUUUAAUAAGGGAAAAAUGAAGACAAUGUAAUUGACCCCAGAUGCGCACACACAAACACGCAUACACACAAUAUAUGCUCUUUCAUGAAAGUGCACAUUAUAUAUGGAAACAUAUCUCUAAUGCAAACUUGUGUCAAAAUUGUAUGCUUCAUUCCCAUGUGAUCGAUGGAGUUCCUUACACACUUUUUCAACCCUACCCACCUUGCUUUUCAAUUUGUGCAAUAAGAGAUACAUAAAUAAACUGCUUAUAGAAA